This is a messenger RNA of Sus scrofa (pig), 5210 nucleotides long. Lineage: Eukaryota; Metazoa; Chordata; Mammalia; Artiodactyla; Suidae. The record is from RefSeq and is a predicted model, not a curated record.
AUGCUGAGGGAGCGGCCCAAGAAAUAGCAAAAAGACAAAAAAUAAAAUAAAUUAAAAUAAAAUAACAGACUGUCGUUAAAAAAAGAAGUAGCAAUGAAAAUAAUUUAAAAACAAAUAAAUAUGAACUCUUAACCUCUUAAAGCCUUCCAUAUUUUACUAUAUUACUUAUCACUUAUUCGCUUAAGAAAUAGUUACCCAACCACAUACACUAAGUUUGUUUUGUAUGUGUAGAUGUGUAUAUACACAUAUACACUACAUAUAUAUGUGUAUAUACACUACAUAUAUAUAUGUUAGAACUUGCAAAAAUGCUUGAGACUUCCAAACCCUUGUAUUAGCUUACUAAAAGUAAAAUACAUCUCAGAAUUUUGAGGAUUCUUAGGAAUGCACUUGAAACUAGGCUUUCGAAAAUUUCUUCACUUGAAACCUCUUUUCUGAGUCCUGUGUCUGGAUCAGAACCCUUCAGAGUUUUAGUACUUCUUACAUUUCAAAACGUCAUAAGCAUAUUUUAAAGGGUGGCGGUAGAUGAGACAGGUCCCUACAUGUUGAUUGUGUGGCGGGAGUUGCCCAGACUCAUACCAAUGGAGACAUGGAAUCUAAAGCCCUAAAAUGGUCAUUGCUCCCCCCAGGCAAAUUUGAAAUAAAAUUUCAUUUAAAAUUUUUGAAAGUGACUUUUGUAAAAUAUAGAACACAUUUUAUUACAGUUCCAAUGAGCUGUUAUGAUUGUACAGCCAUGUGAAGUGUGCUGUGUUUCUCAUGGUGAGAGUUUGCGAGUGUUGGUUUCAAGAACAGAAGUUACAGGUACACAAAUUCUAAACAGGCUAAUCAAUUCAAUUAAAAAUAAUUCCAUCUGGAGUAUAUGAUUCCCGUAUCCCUUGUUAUAGCAUUUAAUAAAACUUAACCACUGAUUUGUUAUCAGAUGAGAGUGGAAAACACAAUGAACUAUUUGUUAGUAACUAAAUGGACAUUUCCCAGGGAUUGCGCUGUGUUCCCUUCUAUUUUGCAUAUAUAAUGGUUAGGAGUUACUUCCUAUUUUCUGUAGUAUUUGGAUAUACAGUCAUUUGAGAAACAACUAUUUUGUUGACACUUUGUAAAUUUAAAAAGUAUGCGGAAAGUUUCCCUAAUAGAAAAGAAAACCCUUACUCUUGCUCAAAGCAUUCACUAAUUAUUAAAAAAAAAGAAAUUAACAGAUGGAGUAAGUUAAUUAGAACAGAUGUCACUAUAUUCAGUAAAUUUAUAUAAAUAAACUGACUGUGAACUUAAUUAAUUUCUCCAAUUCCGAAGUUGUUAUCCAGUAUGACAUAUGUACGUAGGCAAUUCUCUUGGAAUACCCUUUGUGACUUUAUACUGAAGAAUAAAUAUUUCCCUAAUACAUUUUAAGAAUGAAUUUAUGUACGGUAUUGGGUAUGACAUAAACCAGUUAAUUCUGAGUUAUAAAGUAGGGGGUAUAGUAAAUAGUCUCCUAUGGCUACGUCAUUGGGACAGGUUUUUUUGAAUGACUACUUCUUGAGUCGGAAGAUUAAAAAGAAAUUAUUUUGGUAAAGUCAUUGUCGAUAUUAUCCAAAGGAGAAGAUGUCUGGGGAUUGGGUAAAAAAUUACACAACUUUAAAAAAUAAUUUUCAAAAGUAUCGAUGUACUCUAAUAUAUGUGAUAUGGAACAGCAUUGAUCGUGUAGAAAUAUUGGGGGCGAACAUAGGAAUCAAUGAAAAAAAGUUUUAAAAUUGUUUCAGAUAUCCUAGGUAAUGAACGAAAUGAUUCGUGUAAUUAGUAGAUGACAAACUCUUUGAGAGCGAGACCUAAGUCUCAUUCAUUGUUAUACGGCCACUAACAAGGACAGUACUUAGCACAACGCAAACGUUCAGGUAUGUUUGUAGAAUGGUAGAAUAAAUGGAUCAAUAAUGCAAAUCUGUAAACAAGCCCAACAUAUUUCUUAUAAUUUGGAGACAACAGAAAAAUACCUUAAAUGAGUUUUGAUAAUUUAAGGUAUUAAUUUGUUAACAUAAAAACAUGGCUUGUUCAGUUAGGCUCACAGUUUCUAGUUAUGAUAGCUGGUUAAAGGGAUGCAGCAGGGGCUGCAGUUUCCCAGUGCGGACUCUGGGCGCCGCUGUUGGCCAAAGUGGAGAGCGAGGCGCUGGCCACCUCCUCGCGCAGCCGCAGCGCACCCUCCCCAGCUCAGACUCGCUCGCUGGAGCCUUCCUACCGCCAACUCCUCUGGCAAAGCAGCAGCCCGGGCGGACCCGCACGCCGGAAAUACAGCUCUUCCGAGGCCCGGACAGCUACCACCCAGAGACGGUGUUUGUAAUCCGGCGACUCCAAGCCGGUGAGCAAAGCCGAGGGAGCAAGAGGGAUGGGGAGCGGCGCGGGGAAGCGGGGCUGGGCUCCGAGGCGGCCAGGGCUCUUUGCCUGCCUGCUGUCUUUGUUCUGCCUGGCGCUGUCUGAGCAGAUCCGCUACAGGAUUCCCGAGGAGAUGGCCCAGGGCUCGGUGGUGGGGAACCUCGAGGACCUGAGACUCAGUGUCCACGAGUUAGCGACUCGAAACCUGCGCGUCAGUUCGGAGAAGCCUUACUUCGCAGUGAGCGCAGAGAGCGGGGAGUUACUUGUGAGCAGCCGGCUGGACCGGGAGCAGAUAUGCGGGAAGAAGCCAGCCUGUGCUCUGGAGUUUGAGGCAGUUGCUGAAAAUCCACUGAACUUUUAUCACGUGAAUGUGGAGAUCGAGGACGUUAAUGACCACACGCCAAAAUUUACGCAAAGUUCCUUUGAGCUGCAAAUAAGUGAAUCUACACCGCCAGGUGCGCGCUUUAUAUUAGAAGUCGCGGAAGAUGCAGAUAUUGGCUUAAACUCUUUGCAGGCUUAUAAACUUUCUCUUAGCCCUAGUUUCUCAUUGAUAAAUAAAGAGAAACAAGAUGGUAGUAAAUACCCGGAACUGGUGUUGGAGCAACCCUUAGACCGGGAAAAACAGAGUUAUCAUCGUUUAGUUCUGACUGCCUCAGACGGUGGCGAUCCACCCCUAAGCGGCACAACUGAACUCCGCAUCCAGGUCACUGAUGCCAACGAUAACCCCCCAGUAUUCAGCCAGGACGUAUACCGAGUCAGCCUUGGAGAAAACGUGCCCCCAGGCACCACUGUGCUGCAGGUGUCAGCCACCGACCAGGAUGAGGGCGCUAAUUCGGAAAUCACUUAUUCCUUCUACAAGACCGGGAAAGUCUUCAGUCUGAAUUCAAAAAGCGGGGAAAUUACAACGCUAAACACACUGGAUUUCGAGGCAGUCAAGGAAUAUUCUAUGGUGGUAGAAGGGAGGGAUGGCGGAGGACUGGUUGCCCAAUGUACAGUUGAAAUUAGCGUUCAGGACGAAAAUGACAACAGGCCAGAUAUUACAUUCCAUUCUCUAGUCAAAAUGAUUCUGGAAAAUGCAGAGCCUGGAAUGCUAAUUGCUUUGAUCAAAAUACACGACCGAGAUUCCGGAGAAAAUGGGGAGGUUAAUUGUCGAUUAGAAGGUGAAGUCCCUUUUCAGAUAAUCUCUUCGUCCAAAAAUUCAUAUAAGUUGGUAACAUAUGGGGCCCUAGACCGAGAGCAGACUCCGGAAUACAAUGUCACCAUCACAGCCACCGACAGGGGCAAGCCGCCCCUCUCCACCAGCACUACCAUCACUCUGCACAUCGCAGACGUCAACGACAACGCUCCGGUUUUCCAGCAGGCCUCCUACGAGGUCCACGUGGCGGAGAACAACCCGCCCGGCGCCUCCAUCGCGCAAGUGAGCGCUCGCGAUCCCGACCUGGGGCCCAACGGCCACGUCUCCUACUCCCUCGUGGCCGGCGACCUGGAGCCGCGCGCGCUGGCGUCCUACGUGUCCGUGAGCGCGCAGAGCGGCGUGGUGUUCGCGCAGCGCGCCUUCGACCACGAGCAGCUGCGCGCCUUGGAGCUGACGCUGCAGGCCCGCGACCACGGCUCGCCCGCGCUCCGCGCCAACGUGAGCCUGCGCGUGCUGGUGGGCGACCGCAACGACAACGCGCCCAGGGUGCUGUACCCGGCGCUGGGGCCCGACGGCUCGGCGCUCUUCGACACGGUGCCGCGCGCCGCGCAGCCCGGCUACCUGGUGACCAAGGUGGUGGCGGUGGACGCGGACGCGGGGCACAACGCGUGGCUGUCGUACCACGUGCUGCAGGCCAGCGAGCCGGGCCUCUUCAGCCUGGGGCUGCGCACGGGCGAGGUGCGCACGGCGCGGGCCUUGGGCGAGCGGGACGCGGCCCGCCAGCGCCUGCUGGUCGCGGUGCGCGACGGGGGCCAGCCGCCCCUGUCGGCCACCGCCACGCUGCUCCUGGUGUUCGCGGACAGCCUGCAGGAGGCGCUGCCGGACCUGGGGGACGCUCCUGCCCCUUCGGACGCCCAGGCUGAGCUGCAGUUGUACCUGGUGGUGGCCUUGGCGCUGAUCUCGGUGCUCUUCCUGGUGGCGGUGAUCCUGGCGGUGGCCCUACACGUGCGACGCUCCUCCAGGCCCGCGGCCUGGGGCUGCUUUCAGCCUGGCCUCUGUGUCAAGGCGGGGCCCGUGGGUCCCCCCAACUACAGUGAAGGAACGUUGCCUUAUUCCUACAACCUGUGCGUUGCCCACACUGGAAAGACAGAGUUUAAUUUUCUGACAUGUAGUGAGCCGUUGAGUUCAGGACAAGACAUACUUUGUGCUGAGUCACCUGGGGCCUUAUUUCCACUUUGUAAUUCCAGUGAGUCGACGUCCCAUCCAGAAACUCUAACUACGGAAUGUGUGACACAAUUAGAAAAAUCCAAAAUCAUAGUUGCAAGAGAGCAGUGUUUUCUCUGUCAUCUGUAGCAAAGCAUUGCUCGUCUUAGUGGGUGUAGUAACGGCUUCGGACUCUGGGCGCCGCUGUUGACCUGCUCUAAGCAAAGCGCAGGCAGCCCUCGGUCCGGAUACCAGGCUCAGCAACACAAAGCCGCUCGGAUCCCACAAACCCACUCCGGGGCUGCAGCGUAACUCGGCCUCCGAACUUGGAGCACUACGGGUUUCUCCUAAGGAAAAAGACCACCAGAAUUUGCAGAGGAGAAAAGAGCGUAUGGAGUCAGCGUUCACAGCAAUUCUUCUGAAUCCAAUCUUUGGUGAAGCAGCAAUGGCCGCUCCAGUGAAUCGCCUGCCCCACCGAGGACUGGUCCUGCUGUGCCUCUUCCUGGGGAGGCUGUGGGAGAGCGGGGCUCGCCAGAUCCGC